AUGUUCGACAAUUCACGAAAUUUGAUCAAUAACAGAAACAGCAAUGGGACUGUGUACUGGCAGGAAUUCAAACCCAGAGAGCACUACAUCAAGGGCACCGACUCUCUAACAUCUGACGGCAACGGCAAAGAUCCUCAAGGAAACGAGCAAGAAAACACCACUGAACACAGAGACACUGACGGUAUCGUCUCCCCCUUCAAGUCGACCACCUCGAAGAAGCGAUAUCGUUCGGAAGAUGACACUUCUCGACUCCGUUCCAAAAAUUCGGUGGCACUGUCUACCAGAGAGGGAGUCGCAACGGGAAACGAAGCGAUGAAUGAAGAAAAUGAAUCCAAGGCGCGUCGAGCUAUGCGAUUUCAGUGUGGUCGUUAUUUCCUGGAGAUGCUGCCCAGUGACGGCCUUCGCACACACUGUACGGGUGCUCUUGUCGCCAUUGGACGCGUACAAACCCCCGACUACGAUCCCUGUCUCUGCAAACCAGCUGCCACCUUCGAAGGGGAUGCCGAGUCGAAGCAGAGUAGUGUGACAGACGCGCUUUCCACGAUGCUUGUCGGGCUAGGUCAAUUCACUUUCAAUCAGCGGAGAAUGCAAGAAGAAUUCUGCGACGACAAGGCACUCACCGAUGACCCUAGGAUAUACUUGGACGACAGAUACGGCCACCCCAAGGAUAAGAAAAGUUCCGAUAGGACGGCUAUCUUAGUUGGGCUGAAGCUCAAACUCCAGGAUGAUAUAAAGGUUGAGGUCACCCUUGGCCGGAUUAUAUCACGCGCGCCUGGCAUUAUUGGUCGAAACACCUGCGUAAUCGAGGCAACAUCGGAGCACGAAGGGUGGAAAGGUAAAGAACUCAUCGUCAAGAUCAGCUGGCCGACCAUCGAUCGAGAAUCUGAGGCGUACUUGGUGCAGAAAGCUAGAAAUAAGGCGCGAACGAUGACGCACGGGAAGAAGCCAGACUGGGCCCUAGACCAUCUGCCCGACAUUCUCCUUUCUCAAGACUUUGACUACGACGCGGAUUCCACACAGGUCAAAUUCAUGGCUUUCUUCGAAAACGCCUUAUUGGUAAGGGAGAGGAAGGUCGAGUACGAGAAGCGCGUCUGUCGAGUCAUGGUCCAGGAGAAAUUGUAUCCUCUCGAGGAACUGAAAACGGUUAAAGGCCCAGGGAAUAUCAUGUGGCGCCGCAACGCCAAAGGCGACCUAUGCGGGGUCCUCAACGACUUCGACUUGUCCACUCUUCGAGAUACCACUGGCCCUUCUUCGCUUCAACGCACCGGAACUCUACCCUACAUGGCGUAUGAACUACUCAUCAACGACGAGAACGGAAACCCACCCCAACACCUCUAUCGGCACGACGUAGAAUCCAUUUUCUAUGUCAUUCUCCUGCUUUGUGUUCGUUACGAGGUCGUAAUUACACAAGAAUCUUCGACACCCGCCAUUGUGGAACGCAGGAAAGUCCGGUCGCAAUUCGAUGCUUGGUACAACGACAGCCAUGAUACUUUGAUGGACAAGAAAAAUGCUUUCUUCACGCCAAGGAGCUCAUUCUCUCCUCUGGUGAACAGCGGCUUCGCCGACUUUCAGCCAUGGGCGGACCAAAUUCACAAACGGUUCAUCGUGGGGUUCAGUGCUCUGAACCACUAUAUGAUAUUUCAGCCAUGCGAAAGAGCCACAGGACCCUUUGACGAAGAAACUCUGCAGGACUGGGUUUCUUACUCAGUCAUUGCCGAAAUCUGUAGCCAAUUCGCUGGUUCCGCUCUCGUUGUACACAAUGACCAGCUCGAAGAGGUUGCCAACAAUGCCUAG
This is a messenger RNA of Desarmillaria tabescens, 1794 nucleotides long. RefSeq lists its product as uncharacterized. The record is from RefSeq and is a predicted model, not a curated record. The coding region runs from base 1 to 1794 and encodes 597 amino acids. Lineage: Eukaryota; Fungi; Basidiomycota; Agaricomycetes; Agaricales; Physalacriaceae. The transcript is spliced from 4 exons.